Glossina fuscipes is the source of this 1809-nucleotide messenger RNA. RefSeq names its product acetylcholine receptor subunit beta-like 1 (gene nAChRbeta1). Gene Ontology annotation, molecular function: transmembrane signaling receptor activity; acetylcholine-gated monoatomic cation-selective channel activity. The transcript is spliced from 8 exons. Gene Ontology annotation, biological process: monoatomic ion transmembrane transport; chemical synaptic transmission; signal transduction. Bases 235 to 1809 code for a protein of 524 amino acids. NCBI's taxonomy places the organism in Eukaryota, Metazoa, Arthropoda, Insecta, Diptera, Glossinidae. Gene Ontology annotation, cellular component: postsynaptic membrane; synapse; neuron projection. The record is from RefSeq and is a predicted model, not a curated record.
AAGCAAUUUAUUAAUGAAAUUUUAAUAAGAUAUUAAUGGAAAAGGUUUGGCAAAAAGAAAACGAGGUGUGGCUCUAAAGAAAGUAUAAUAAUUAGGCGUAUGGAAAUAUAUUAAUGCAACAACAAAACAACGAAUUCUUUAAAAGCUGCGGUAAAAAUGUGUUAAAUCUAUGAAAUUAUUUGGUUAAGUAAGUAGUAACGGGGAGCUACCAGCUUCACGGAGAAUACAUAGAAUAUGGAGUCUUUAAAAUUCUGUGGAAUUCUGAUGACCUUGUUGAUGUUAUUAUAUGGAUUUUGUAUUACAAAUGUAAAUGCAUCCGAAGAUGAAGAGCGCUUGGUACGUGACCUCUUUCGAGGCUAUAACAAAUUGAUACGACCCGUACAGAAUAUGACACAAAAAGUUGGAGUAAGAUUUGGUUUGGCGUUCGUACAGCUAAUCAAUGUCAAUGAGAAAAAUCAAAUUAUGAAAUCAAACGUAUGGUUACGUUUGGUUUGGUUCGAUUAUCAAUUGCAAUGGGAUGAAGCCGAUUAUGGCGGUAUUGGUGUAUUACGCUUGCCACCAGAUAAGGUUUGGAAGCCGGACAUUGUGCUAUUCAAUAAUGCUGACGGUAAUUACGAGGUGCGCUACAAAUCUAAUGUAUUAAUUUAUCCUACGGGUGAAGUGUUAUGGGUGCCACCGGCGAUCUAUCAAAGUUCGUGUACCAUCGAUGUCACCUAUUUUCCAUUUGAUCAGCAAACUUGUAUAAUGAAAUUUGGUUCUUGGACUUUUAACGGAGAUCAAGUAUCGCUAGCGUUAUAUAAUAAUAAGAAUUUUGUGGAUUUGUCGGAUUAUUGGAAAUCGGGUACUUGGGAUAUAAUUGAAGUGCCUGCCUAUCUAAAUGUUUACGAAGGUGAUGGUAAUCAUCCUACGGAAACAGAUAUAACAUUUUAUAUUAUAAUACGACGUAAGACAUUGUUCUAUACUGUGAACUUGAUAUUGCCAACAGUAUUGAUAUCAUUUCUAUGCGUAUUGGUUUUUUAUUUGCCAGCAGAAGCGGGCGAGAAAGUUACCUUGGGCAUUAGUAUUCUACUAUCACUGGUCGUGUUCUUGUUGCUGGUGUCGAAAAUUCUACCACCCACCUCUUUGGUUUUGCCACUAAUAGCUAAGUAUCUAUUGUUUACAUUUAUCAUGAAUACGGUCUCAAUUUUGGUUACUGUGGUCAUCAUUAAUUGGAAUUUUCGGGGACCGCGUACCCAUCGUAUGCCUAUGUGGAUACGUACAGUUUUUCUUCAUUAUUUACCUGCCCUUUUGCUAAUGAAACGGCCACGCAAAACUCGUCUGCGUUGGAUGAUGGAAAUGCCAGGCAUUAGCAUGCCAGCUCAUCCGCAUCCAUCGUAUGGAUCACCGGCCGAAUUACCUAAACAUAUUAGUGCCAUUGGUGGUAAGCAGUCCAAAAUGGAGGUUAUGGAAUUAUCCGAUUUACAUCAUCCAAAUUGUAAAAUAAAUCGUAAAGUUAAUAGUGGCGCCGAUCUAGGACUUGGCGAUCAGUGUAGAAGGGAAAGUGAAUCGUCUGAUUCCAUACUAUUAUCACCGGAGGCCAGUAAAGCUACCGAGGCGGUAGAAUUCAUUGCUGAACACUUACGUAAUGAAGAUCUUUAUAUACAAACACGCGAAGAUUGGAAGUACGUAGCUAUGGUUAUAGAUCGAUUGCAAUUGUAUAUUUUCUUUAUUGUUACCACUGCCGGUACAGUGGGCAUAUUAAUGGAUGCCCCGCACAUUUUCGAAUACGUGGAUCAAGAUCGCAUUAUAGAAAUCUAUCGUGGCAAAUAA